Ylistrum balloti is the source of this 1062-nucleotide messenger RNA. Its product is annotated as pancreatic lipase-related protein 2-like. The record is from RefSeq and is a predicted model, not a curated record. Gene Ontology annotation, biological process: lipid metabolic process. Gene Ontology annotation, molecular function: triacylglycerol lipase activity. The transcript has 6 exons. The coding region runs from base 1 to 1062 and encodes 353 amino acids. NCBI's taxonomy places the organism in Eukaryota, Metazoa, Mollusca, Bivalvia, Pectinida, Pectinidae.
AUGUUGACGAUUUUGAGAAUUUUAGCUGUUUUCGUCUUGUUUGCGACUACGACAGGUUUUCUAUUUACAAGACAGGUAUGUUACCAACACAUCGGCUGUUUUAGCAAUGCAAGUCCUUUCAACAAUGCCAAGGGAUAUUUACCAGAAACUGCGGAGCAUAUUCAAUCUAACUUCCGGCUUUUUACCAGGCAAAAUCCCACGCAUGCGCAAUCACUAGAUCCGUACGACAGUUCAACUGUAACAGGAAGUCACUUUAACGCAGGAAAGAAUACCAAACUCAUUAUUCAUGGUUUUCAAGACAGUGGAGAUGCACCGUGGAUGCAUGACAUGACCAGGGCCUUGUUAGAUGCGGAGAGCGUGAACGUUAUUGUAGUGGACUGGUCGAAAGGUGCGGACAAUGUUAACUACAUUCAGGCUGCCGCCAAUACUAGAGUGGUUGGUGCCACGAUAGCUAAACUUCUCCAGAAGCUGCACAGUACCACCGGGCUUCCGUACAAUAAAAUUCACAUUAUUGGUCACAGUCUGGGAUCACAUAUAGCUGGGUAUGCUGGGAGGCGUGUUCAUGGUGUAGGAAGAAUCACAGGUCUGGAUCCUGCUGGACCGCUUUUCGAGAACUUCGAUGCCCAGGUUAGACUGGAUCCAACAGACGCUUUGUUUGUGGAUGUCAUACAUUCUGACUCCGACUCCUUAUUGGAACUAGGAUUUGGAUUGGAAAAAGCACUAGGACAUGCCGAUUUCUAUCCAAAUGGCGGCGAGAAACAACCCGGCUGUUCGAAGGAAGCUGCACAUCAUGUGUUUAACUUGAUCACCCUGCAGAUAGAAGAAUUCACCGGAACCAUCGCCUGCAGUCAUAUGAGGGCAAUAGACCUCUUUACAGCGUCCAUUCCAACAUCCGGCUGCUCUUUCACAGCAUACCCAUGCAGCAACAAAGCCGACUUUAACGCUCAACGAUGUCAUUCCUGCGGCAAUGGAUGUUCCGAAAUGGGUUACCAUGCCAACGAGCAUACGGCUCAUGGAAAGUUCUAUUUGUCAACAACAGGACACCAACCGUUUUGUCAAUAA